Molecule: messenger RNA, 3647 nt
Organism: Anguilla anguilla (European eel)
Lineage: Eukaryota; Metazoa; Chordata; Actinopteri; Anguilliformes; Anguillidae
Gene: cop1
Product: COP1 E3 ubiquitin ligase
Exons: 20
Coding region: 424-2541 (705 amino acids)
Biological process (GO): proteasome-mediated ubiquitin-dependent protein catabolic process
Molecular function (GO): ubiquitin protein ligase activity; protein binding
Source: RefSeq, a predicted model, not a curated record
CGUGAAGAGUCAGUGCAUUUUCGAAUUGAAUUAAAUUACCGGAACCUUUUAUGUCCACAAUUUAAACACUAACCGGAACUUCUUAUGUGAGGCAGGAAAAUGCACGGAGGUCGUAGUCUCUCUUGUGAUUGACGAUCUCUGAUACUGCUCUGUGUAACCGGGGAGAUUGUUUCUAAUUCCCAACUCUCGGAUUGUCAACAUUUUUUGUUGGAUUUCUGUUGUCUAAUUCCUCUUUCUAUGUUAUUGAACCGUCCGUUUUGUGUAGACAAAAUCAAUUUAGCACUCUUCACGACGGAACAAAACAGGUGGCGCAGCGGCCGGAUUUUCUGCAGUUUCUAAAGCUUUAUUUAAGCCUUGCAGUCCGGAUGCAGUGAGAAAGAGCCUACGGCCUGGCAGAACGGAGUUAAGCAGCGGCCUUGAAGUAUGUCAACCGGUCGGCAGCAGCAGAAUGGCGCGGCAGCGGGCUCCGGGCCUGGGACAAGCGGUGGUAGUAGUGGCAGCAACGUCGGUAACAACAGCAGCAGCACUGGGAUCGGAGUUGGUAACGCCGCUAAUGCGCCACGGACGCUGGGAGCUGGAGUGGAUGGUCCACCUGUCCCCGCGCUGGGGGUCCAAUCACCCAGAGUUAGCGUAGCUAGUCUAGGUAGACCGGGCUCAUCUGCAGGAAACAGUAAUGGAAAACGGCCCCUUCAAACACCCCUUUGCAACGGUCUCAUUAACUCGUAUGAAGAUAAGAGCAACGAUUUUGUAUGCCCCAUCUGCUUUGAAAUGAUCGAGGAGGCGCACAUGACGAAAUGCGGACACAGUUUCUGUUACAGGUGUAUUCGUCAGAGUCUGGAGGACAGUAACAGGUGUCCAAAAUGUAAUUACAUCAUCGAUAACGUGGAUCAACUCUAUCCAAACUUUCUUGUGAAUGAACUCAUCCUCAAACAGAAGCAGAGAUCAGAGGAGAAACGACUUAAACUGGACCACCCGAACGGCCACAGAUGGCAGGUGUUCCAGGACGUCCUGGGCACGGACCAAGAGAACCUGGACCUCGCCAACGUCAACUUCAUGCUGGAGCUGCUGGUGCAGAAGAAGAAGCAGCUGGAAGCGGAAUCACAGGCGGCUCAGCUCCAAAUCUUAAUGGAAUUCUUCAAAGAAGCCAGAAGAAAUAAGAGAGAGCAACUGGAGCAGUUGCAGAAGGAGCUGAACUUUUUGGAAGAAGAUAUCAAACGAGUGGAGGAGAUGAGCGGGCUGUACUCUCCAGUGAGCGAUUCGGACCAUAACCUGGACAGCACCGUCCCUCAGUUCGAAGUGCACUCCCCUCCUCACAGUAUUGCGGAUCCGGCAGAGUACACCCCUCCCCCCGGAUUCGGAGCCAGUUCACAGGGGAAGAGGCAGACGUGGUACAACAGCACCCUGGCCUCGCGGCGAAAGAGGCUGACGGCUCAUUUCGAGGACCUGGAGCAGUGCUACUUCUCCAACAGGAUGUCGCGGAUCACAGACGAGGGCAGGACUGUGAACCAGCUGGAUGACUUCAUGGAGUGCCUCUCAAAGUUCACGCGAUACAACUCCGUGCGGCCCCUGGCCACGCUCUCCUACGCCAGCGACCUCUACAACGGCUCCAGUAUUGUGUCCAGUAUUGAAUUUGACCGCGACUGUGAUUACUUUGCCAUCGCCGGCGUCACCAAGAAAAUCAAGGUGUUCGAGUACGGGACGGUGAUCCAGGACGCGGUGGACAUCCAUUACCCCGUCAACGAGAUGACCUGCAACUCCAAAAUAAGCUGCAUCAGCUGGAGCAGUUACCACAAGAACCUGCUGGCCAGCAGCGACUACGAGGGCACCGUCAUCCUGUGGGACGGCUUCACGGGGCACAGGUCGAAGGUGUACCAGGAGCACGAGAAACGGUGCUGGAGUGUGGAUUUCAACCUGAUGGACCCCAAACUCCUGGCCUCUGGCUCCGAUGACGCUAAAGUGAAGCUAUGGUCCACCAACCUGGACAAUUCGGUGGCCAGCAUUGAGGCCAAGGCCAACGUGUGCUGCGUUAAGUUCAGCCCCACGUCGAGGUACCACCUCGCCUUCGGCUGCGCAGAUCACUGUGUCCACUACUACGACCUCCGCAACACCAAGCAGCCCAUCAUGGUGUUCAAGGGCCACCGGAAAGCCGUCUCCUACGCCAAGUUCGUCAACGGCGAGGAGAUCGUUUCCGCCUCCACGGACAGCCAGCUGAAGCUGUGGAACGUUAACAAGCCCCACUGCCUGCGCUCCUUCAAGGGUCACAUCAACGAGAAGAACUUUGUGGGCCUGGCCUCCAACGGGGACUACGUAGCCUGCGGAAGCGAAAACAACUCCCUGUACCUGUACUACAAGGGCCUGUCCAAGACGCUGCUGACCUUCAAGUUCGACACUGUGAAAAGCGUGCUGGACAAGGACAAGAAGGAGGACGACACCAACGAGUUCGUCAGCGCCGUGUGCUGGAGGGCGCUGCCGGACGGGGAGUCCAAUGUGCUGAUUGCAGCCAACAGCCAAGGCACGAUAAAGGUACUGGAGCUCGUAUGAGUCGGAGGAACCGCGGGAACUCGACAGGCCAGCUUCGCGCCCCCCGGAGAAGCCAUCUUGUCUUCGUGGGACAGCCGGCUCGCUCGCGAGCAUCGCAGCUCGGUACGCAUUCACACAAGCGUUUCCAACGGAUUGGUUUUGGAAGAAAAGACAUUACACAAAUCCUUUUUUUUUUUUUUUUUAUCAGCCGGUAACUUUGGUAAAGACUCUGCCAUCGGUCUGUCUCAUUUAUCGUGGAUGUGGAGAAUGGACUCGAGAAAAAAAAGGAGGACCAUUUUUUUUUGUUUUGUUUUUUUUUUCCCCCCCCCCGAGUGGGAAAAUAUUAACAUGCAUCUGUUGAAAUCCUUUUUUUGAAUAAUAAAGUGUGGAAUGACUGUUGAAUAACAGGAUUUCCUUAAGAAGGAUAUAUAAAUUCAAAUUGUUCUUUCUGAUGGUCGAGGAAGUUGAAAUUGUUCAUGCUGUCAAUAAAGAAGUAAAAUCAACAGGAACGAAACUGCAUUAAAUACAUUUUCAAGGCCAAAGCACAAGACACCCUAGAACACAUUAUAUUGUUAUAGAAAUCGCAGAAUCCUAGGAUGCUUUUUGAGCCAAUUUUAUCAGAAAAAUGUUUUUAUCCAUUUUUUUUUUUAAAGCAUUAAAUUGUUUGUUUAACCCUAAGUAAUGUAUUGUAGUAGUCAACAUCAAAAGCGAACACUUUAUUUUUGCAAAUGGAAUUACUGGACAUUUGAACUUUUAUGACAUUGUAAUUAAGUUUUUUUUUUUUUUUUUCUAUAGCGACAACCAUUUAAAAACAUUGCUGCUUUUCUCUUCAUUAAAUUCCUGCUUAGGUUUUUAUUUAUUUUGAUAAUUUAUAUUAAAAAACUGAAUUGAGUAUUCAUGAUCUGUAAUUCACUCUUAAGACGGCCAUAAUAACGCUGCUGGUUGUAGCACAGGGAAAGCAAUGUGAUGUAUUCCUUAGAUAUUCCCUACUGAGAGAAGCCAUUGCUCCUUGCUAGCCUCCAUGUCCUCCCGACUCAUCCUGAAUACCAGUCGUACGUGUUUAUUUGUAACUUUACUUUCACAAAAUUUAACCCCUCCCGCUGGAAUAAAUGAUAAACUUUCCCUUU